This is a messenger RNA of Meloidogyne enterolobii, 1032 nucleotides long. NCBI's taxonomy places the organism in Eukaryota, Metazoa, Nematoda, Chromadorea, Rhabditida, Meloidogynidae. The record is from the annotation of a GenBank genome assembly.
AUGGCUGAACAGGAUUUAAAUCGCAACAUUAAUGAACUUAACGAGCAAAAGAUUAAAAAGCAAAUUGAAAGUAUUGGCUCUAGUGUGGUGGCGACUUCUUUCUUUCAUCCAGUAUCUUUUACUCGUACAUUGAUGCAACUUGGACAUGAACCUUUUCCUUUGGAGAAAGGAAAAGUUUACGUAUUUUUUGGACGACAGGCUUAUUUUCUUCCAAACUUCUAUAAUUAUCUUAAUAACUUCUAUCUUUCACAUGGGUUUGCAACAAUUUACACAGGUGUUGGUGGACAUGCUUUGCAAACGUUUUUGCAUUUGUCUGGGGGUUUUGUUAUAACUGAGAUUUUGAAUCGUUAUUAUCCGGAAGUUGGAGGAAAUAUUGAGGAUUUGAAAAAUUUAAAUAAUUUGGACAAUUAUCAACAAUUUCGAUUGCGAUUGCGUGAUGGAAUACGUAAAACUAUUCAAGUAGUUUUGUGUUCGGUUAUUUCUCGUCCGUUUACUGUUGUAGCAAUUCGUCAAAUAGCUCAACUUAUUGGAAACGAAACAAAAUAUUUGCCUAUAAAUCCUUUCCAACCUUUAUUACUUAUUGGCGCAGAAGAGGGCCCUCCUGGACUUUUUUCUGGAUUAAUGCCUGUAAUUGUCAAUGGACUAAUUUCUGUUUGGGGAACGACUAUCUGUAUUUAUGGUGUUGAUUUGGCGUUCAAAAAAUUUGAAAGAGAAUUCCAAGAUUUAGAGCAACAGGAAAGAGAAGUAAUGGCUCAUUCGCGCAAAUCAUUUGAUUAUCUUGUUCCUUAUUUGGUCAAUACUUUGCGUUAUCCUUUUGAAGUAUGCUCUACUGUGAUGGCUGUAGCUGGUUCUGGGUUAUUAGCGUCCCUUCUUCCUUAUUCACCAUCCUUCAAGCAUUGGUCUGAUGCUUAUGAUUAUUUGGCGCCGCAUGAACUUCGUAGAGGAGCAAAAUUUUUCUUACGAGAGGAAACUGGUUCAAUUCGUGUUGGAAUAGAUAAUAGAUUGUAUGCAAGCAAACAACAUUUUAUUUGA